Apis laboriosa (Himalayan honeybee) is the source of this 1606-nucleotide messenger RNA. Its product is annotated as zinc metalloproteinase nas-13-like. Bases 392 to 1279 code for a protein of 295 amino acids. Gene Ontology annotation, biological process: proteolysis. The record is from RefSeq and is a predicted model, not a curated record. The transcript has 4 exons. NCBI's taxonomy places the organism in Eukaryota, Metazoa, Arthropoda, Insecta, Hymenoptera, Apidae. Gene Ontology annotation, molecular function: zinc ion binding; metalloendopeptidase activity.
CAAUAAUCUUCCUUAUAAAAUUUCUCAAAUGUAUACAGAAAAAAAAAAUGAUUCAGAAUUAUGAAUCAAUGAUAUUAUUUACAACCUCACCGAUGACAUUCGAUGAUUCCCUCCAUGACCAUCAUCCCAUACAUCAAAAAUAUAAUGUCGCGUAAAGCUUUGAGAAAUCGUACGAAUAAAUCUCUACUUCCUGUUACCCAAAGUCCACUAGUUAUCACCAACCGUCCCCGAUCGUUUCCAUAUCAAGCGGAAGCAUCGAGCAAAUCCACGGGUGGGGUUUUUCAGGUGCGUAUAAAGUCAGGGAGAACCGGUGAAUUUUCGUCAGUGGAAUCAGUUCCAACACCUUGCGAAGACGCUUCUAAAUAUUCUUUCGAAUACGAUACAACUCGCUAUGAAUCGUAUAUCCUUUAUCUCUUUUUCCGUUUUAUUGGUUUCGGUAUCAGCCUGGCCAUUUCGUCGUCGAGACAUCUUCGACAAUGCUGUGGACAGUCCUCACGGUGUGAUCGCUCAUCUGCAACAUUUUGGCGAGAUGUUGUAUCGGAAUCCGGACAACGAAACUGGAGCCAUUGUAGCGAAUUGGCACGAGGGAUGGGACCGCAACCCGGAAGAGUUGGGUAACUAUGCGGAGGGUGAUAUCCUGUUUCCGCCUCAGCUCGGCAAGAACGGACUUAAAGCGGAAGCUGCACGGUGGCCUGGUGGCGUGGUGCCGUAUAUGAUUAGCCCUUAUUUCGACACCGCUCAGAGAAACUUGAUUUACGAAGCAAUGAACGAUUACCACAAGUACACGUGUGUUAAAUUCAAACCUUAUACCGGUGAGGAGAGCGAUUAUAUCAGGAUCACGGCUGGCAAUACUGGUUGUUGGAGCAGCGUGGGAAGAAUCGGUGGUAAACAAGACGUGAAUCUUCAGGUUCCAGGGUGUUUAUUGAAGAAAGGUACCGUGAUACACGAACUGAUGCACGCCAUUGGUUUCCUGCACGAGCAGAGCAGAUUUGAACGGGACGAGUAUGUCACGAUUCAAUGGAAUAAUAUUUUGCGCAAUCAUGCCGGAAAUUUUGAGAAAGCCUCAAAGGAAACUACCGACGCGUUCGGGAUUGGAUACGAUUAUGGCAGCGUAAUGCAUUACUCUGCGAACGCGUUUUCCAGGAACGGACAACCCACCAUAGUGCCAAAAGGUGAUACGAGAGUUCAACUGGGUCAGAGAGAAGGAUUCAGCAAAAGAGACAUACAGAAAAUUCGAAAAAUGUACAAAUGCAACAAACGAAGACGGAGUAGCUAUUGAUUGCGGGGAAUCGAACGUUCCUUUGCUGUAUUUUUAUUGGAGCGUAAUAAAAUGAAUCUAGUCUCUUACAAUUUAGUAUACAUCGCGCUAUUUUUACAACUACAUCGAAAGGGAAUGAAAACGAACUGGAUUUCGAAACGGAAAUGGUAAAUCGAUAAUGACGAGGAUGCGAGACUUGCAUCCGGAAAAGAAGCUUUCUUUGUUUAUAGAAGAGUUUAUGUAAAUUAAUAUUUAUGAUUAUUAAUGAUUAAGUAAAUGAGUUUAACAGUUUGUAAUAAUGUAAUUACACGUACGAUAAAUAAAUGUAUUUUUCCUGAAUUGGUUUUU